AUGCAAACUAAAAUCCCCAUUCGACCCGCCAAAUUAAUCUCCUCGACCUCCCACCAGGUCCCUGGGAAACUGACCGUCACAGAACUGUUCUUCGAGGUGCCACUGGACCAUGCUGACCCCGACGGAUCCGAGAAACUGCGAAUAUUCUGUCGCAGUGCGGAAAGGUUUGAGAAGCCGGCGGCGCCGAAAUGUAAGAAGCCGAAGACGAAGCAGCAACUCGACGGAAAGGCUGAGGAUGAUGGGGAUGGGGACAAGGAUCAAUUGCCCUUGUUUGUCUAUGUUCAGGGUGGCCCAGGGUUUGGGUGCCCGCCGCCCCAGGACUUUGGGAUUACUGGGGAGAUCUUGAGCAGGGGCUAUAAGUUCAUCACCUUCGACCAUCGCGGCAUGGGCCUCUCGACCACAGCGACAGCGGAAACCAUCAAAGCCAAGGGCUCUCCUUCUGACCAAUUGAACUACUUGCAGCACUUCCGCGCUGACACUGCCGUCCGCGACCUUGAGGCCAUCCGCCUGUGCUUGACAGCAGGAUAUCCAGAGGAGAAGAAGAAAUGGUCCGUCAUGGGCCAAUCGUACGGCGGCUAUGUGAGCACCACGUACCUGAGCUCCUAUCCGGAAGGGCUGAGGGAGGUCUUCACCCUCGGCGGCCUCCCGCCGGUCACACUGACCACAGGCGACGAGCCGAUUCGCAGGUGUUUUAAGAGAGUUGCUCACCGGAACGAGGAGUACUACGGCAAGUUCCCUGAGGAUGUGGACCGCGUGAGGACACUGGUCCAGUUCAUUGAGAAGAAGAAGCCUGUCUUGUUGUCUGGCGUGGCGUUGACGGUGGGUCGCUUCCUACAGAUGGGCAUCAUGUUUGGGUUCCACGGAGGGUUCGAUAUCGUGCACGAUGUAGUGUUGCGUGCGAACAACGACCUCGAAAUGUUUGGGUUCCUGACCCGCCCGACGCUGAGUGCCUGCGAAGGAUUCCCCGACUUUGACAACCACGUCCUGUAUGCCUUGAUGCACGGCCCUCUCUAUGUCAAUGGAGACAAGUCGAACUGGGUCUUCGACCGCGUGUUCAAAGAGUUCGGCGCCUUCGCACACAAGACCUCGACUGAAGACAAAGGGAAGCAGUACUUCACAGGUGAGAUGGUGUUCAAGGCCGCCUUUGACGAGAACCACGAGUUACAAGGUAUCAAAGAAGUGGCAGAGCUGCUCGAGCAGAAGACCGACUGGCCGCCGCUGUACGAUCCCGAGCAGCUGCGGAAGAACGAGGUGCCCAUCUAUGCGGCCAUCUACGUCGAGGACAUGUACGUCGAUUACGGGUUCUCUUCCGAGACCGCCAGGAUCAUCAAUGGUUGCAAGACCUUCGUCACGAAUGUGCUGUACCAUAACGCCGUAAGGGCCAGGGCGGCGGAGGUGAUGAAGGGGCUCUUUGACUUGAGAGACGACUCGAUAGACUGA
Molecule: messenger RNA, 1440 nt
Organism: Exophiala aquamarina CBS 119918
Lineage: Eukaryota; Fungi; Ascomycota; Eurotiomycetes; Chaetothyriales; Herpotrichiellaceae
Exons: 2
Coding region: 1-1440 (479 amino acids)
Biological process (GO): proteolysis
Molecular function (GO): peptidase activity
Source: RefSeq, a predicted model, not a curated record